AACCCAAAUACUCACUUGUUACAGCCGUAGACUAUACAAGUAGCUAUGAGCAAGCAAAAUCGUGAUGAUGACUCUAUGCUAGAGUCGUAUACGUAUGUCUGGUCUCCGGAAUCAACCUUGGCUCUGGAGGAAUUCCUGGGGAAAUACAGACCAUCCAUGGUUCAAGACGAUGGUAAUAAACCUUGGAUAUGGGUGAAGGGCUCCAAAAGUGCCAAGGAAGAGCCAGAGCAUGACGCUGCCGUUGAGGAAGCCACUGAGAUGUUGAAGGAAAUCACAGAGAAAGUAGAGAAGAUCAAGAACGACGCUUCUAUCCCGACUCGCUCCAAUAAGAAAACCGGAGCAAUAAGCAAGAAGGAACUGCGCGAGCAGGUGCAAGCGGAGGCUACUGAAAGACUGAAAGCUAUCUCCGUCAAGCACGGUGUUGUCUCCGGCAAAUGGUUAAUUUUUGCGCCUGCAGACAAAGUAGAUCAGAUAUGGACGAAGCUGGCAAUCUCUCUCGUCUCCGGACCCCUGGCUGCAACGCCCGCCUAUCGUGCCAAAGUUGCCACGUCUCCUCGGAGCGAGACUCCCAAUCAUCAGCAUGUCAUAUGCUUGUACAUGCCCGACGUGUAUGACGAGCAAGCCGUUAAAGAGGUAAUGAAAGUACUCCUAAGGAAUCACGGCCUGAACUUGAGUGGAGUCAAGUCCAAUCUAUACACCGCCGUCGGUAUCGAUAGCAAACAUCCGAGCGGUAUCCAGUCGACGGUGUGGAAAAACACGAGUUUGAUGAAAGACUCGGAAAUUAAGCAACUCAAAGACGCGUUCUUCGCGGAAAUUGAUUCCUCCAAGCCGUCGGGCGAGGAAAAAGUGCAGGGUGAGACAUCCAAGGAGUCCGCACCUGCCAAGGAAAAGCCCAAAUUCAAGGCGAAAAAGGAAGCGGCCGAGGCUAACAUUUUUGUCUCGGAUGACGAGGGCGACGGUGCUGCUCCCGCACCAGCAAAGAUGGCACCAACGAAGAGCAGAAAACCUGCCCCGAAAUUCAAAGCUUCCGUUAAGGCUGCCCGGGACGAUCCUUUUGCUUCGACCGAUGAGGAUGACGACGAGGCAAAGCCAAGCGCAAAGUCUGACGCCAAGGGUAAGAAAAGGGCAGGACGUAGCAACGUCAGCAAGAAGGAGUCCCCGGAGAGCGCCUCGAAUGGGAGUGACGACGAAGCGGGGGAACGGCCCACGAAGAAAAGAAAGAAUGGAGGCAAGUGAUAUGGACCUAACUGCCUUCGUCCGCGAUCAGUUCUGCCGACAGUUUCAUCGAUAUUCUAUGAGCCUUCAAUGCGUUGUACCGAGCCAUAUUCGAAUAUGAAUGCAGCUACAUUGCAUAUUAUAGCAUGUGACGUGCCCGCGGUGUUGGAGGAAAUACAUGUGUAUGGGAAGUUCUC
This is a messenger RNA of Gloeophyllum trabeum ATCC 11539, 1412 nucleotides long. RefSeq lists its product as uncharacterized. Bases 46 to 1236 code for a protein of 396 amino acids. NCBI's taxonomy places the organism in Eukaryota, Fungi, Basidiomycota, Agaricomycetes, Gloeophyllales, Gloeophyllaceae. The transcript is spliced from 12 exons. The record is from RefSeq and is a predicted model, not a curated record.